Molecule: messenger RNA, 1350 nt
Organism: Schizophyllum commune H4-8
Lineage: Eukaryota; Fungi; Basidiomycota; Agaricomycetes; Agaricales; Schizophyllaceae
Exons: 5
Coding region: 322-1131 (269 amino acids)
Biological process (GO): regulation of transcription by RNA polymerase II
Cellular component (GO): nucleus
Molecular function (GO): DNA-binding transcription factor activity, RNA polymerase II-specific; RNA polymerase II cis-regulatory region sequence-specific DNA binding
Source: RefSeq, a predicted model, not a curated record
CGGCGCCGUUUUGCGCGGUCGGUGAGCAUCGCUCCAGCCCACCGAUUCGCCGCCGCACAUCGACGUGUGUUCUAUUUUCUUUGCUUCUGCGGCAGCAGCCUCCUCGUUCUCCCUCCCUGACCGUCGAUUAUUUAUGUCUUCUCGGUGUUGACUGCCUUCUUCUCAGACAACGGCCACGCCUCAGCCGCGAACAUUGUCGAAGAAGACUGCGCGGGCAGACAAUCGCUUGCUUUCCAAGUGACCUAUAAAAACGCCCAAAUGCGUCCACCACAAACCAUCGUCGCCGCCGCUCAGCACAGUCGACAUUGACACCCAGGAAACAUGGACACCAGCUCGGACCAGCACCAGGACUUUGGCUAUGGGCCUCCCCAGAUUUCCUGGCUCCCAUCUGACCCUGCUGCCUUGGCCUUCGAUGAGGCAUACGCCAGCGAGCAACAACCCCACUUUCCUCCCUAUGCAUACGACACUCUGCCCUACGGACCUCCGAUGGAUCCCUUUUCUUUGGACUACUUCUACACGUUCCCUGCCUUCUCGACGGACUCUCUUCCAGAUCCCGGCUUCCCUUCGACCAGCCAACCCGACGGCCCUGCUGUUAAUCACACGGAACCCGAGAACAACGCUCAAGAUGUCGGCUGUAACGCAGAGGGCAAGCGGCUGGCUAAUGAGGAGUUGUGCGAGCACAGCCCUGGGCUUGCCUUCGACGAGCCUCGGGAUGAGGGUGACGACGUCGGCGUGCCUGAUCUUGGACCUGGUCCCGACGCGACGACUGCUGUUAACGAAGCGACGGCGAGACAGGCAGACACUGGCUCAAAUGAUGCCAUAGGGGCCUCCCUACCCGAAUCGUCAUCCGCUCACCGCGACACCGUGUCAACGCCCAGCAGGCGGAGCGCCAACGCGGCGCGGCGCGCGAAUCCAUUUGGCAACACCAUCCCUUGCCAGUGGUCCGGUUGCAAGUCCACAUUCACCCGAGAGCAUGACCGUACCGAGCACAUGAAAUUGCACUACAACCUACAGGAGUAUUGGUGCGAUGUUGGCGCUUGCAAGCAGCGCUUCAACACGGCGAGUCUCUUGAGGAGCCACAAGUUUCGAAUCCACGGCAUUCGCCCUGCUCCGAGGGCCAGUUCAAUUUAAUGUAGGUCUCGAGGUACAUCACCUCGCUUCAACUGAUGCCGUUCGAGUGGACUUCUCAUCCAAUACAUGUACCUCCAUUACGGCGCCAUGUACCUGACCUUGUGCAUUGGCUCCAGCGUACUCUUGGUGAACCGUGUGCCUGUACCUACUUUUCAUAUGAGUCUUCUUCUUCUUCUUCUGAAAUUCAACCGGACAAGUAGCUAUACACGAGUCUAGAAC